GAAGCUUGGCUUGCUUCUGUCAGUCUUCGACACAGUUUCUAGCUUUUCUGUCUGUAUCACAUCACUUCCCCUUCCACACCACCUCCCCCGGGCCUCUCUGCCUUCUCUUCCCUGGUUAUCCCCGUUCCCUGUUCUGAAAUACAUGCACCGGAUUCACUCGUGGGCGAAAGCUCACGCGUCUACCCGCAAUACUCAAUCCCAGGGUCCCAACCAACCCUCGGAAGAGGCACCAGCUCAAGAUGGACAAGUGAAGGAGGCUAUACAUAACCCCGAAUCAGAAAAAGAUGCCACGCAACCCUCCAAGCCCGGACUGGGCGUCCGGAUGAAGGAUGGGAUUGUCCGCUUCACCGGGCACACCAAAACCGCCCUCUGCCACAGCUGGGUCAAUGUGCUGCUCGUCUUCGUGCCCGCCGGUAUUGCCGUCGAGGCUGCAGGGCUGAACUCGGGCCUGAUCUUUGCUUUGAACGCGAUCGCCAUCAUUCCUCUGGCUGGUCUUCUAAGCCAUGCCACCGAAUGCGUCGCCACGCGGCUGGGUGACACCGUGGGUGCACUGAUUAAUGUCACCUUCGGAAAUGCAGUAGAGUUGAUCAUCUUUAUUGCACUAGUCAAGAAUGAAAUCCGAAUCGUCCAAGCAUCCCUGCUGGGCUCUAUCCUCGCAAACCUGCUGCUGAUCAUGGGCAUGGCCUUCCUGUGUGGAGGUCUGCGCUUCCAGGAACAGAUUUAUAACAGCACCGUCACUCAAAUGAGCGCUUGUCUCCUCAGUCUGGCUGUCAUGAGUCUGCUCUUGCCUACGGCUUUCCAUGCCUCCUGGUCGGAUGAGGCAAACGCCGACAAAUACACCCUCAAAGUGAGCCGUGGAACGAGUGUGGUUCUCCUCCUGGUCUACGUCCUGUAUAUUCUGUUCCAGCUGAAGUCCCACUCGUACCUUUAUGCCAGUAUCCCCCAGCAGAUCAUUGACGAGGAAUCCCACCCUGGUGUUCUGGCCGAGUUCAUGAACAGCUCGUCGGAUUCCAGUAGCUCCUCCGAUGAGUCUGUCGAUACUACGACAUCCUGGUCGACCGCCAAGCGCAUCAAGAGGGCGAUGAAAUACAGACGCCAUCGUAAGUCGAGCACGAGCUCUCGCGGAACGGUCUCCCCGCAAUCGUUCCGGAAGAAGUCUUCGGCCGAUGUUGCCCACACAGGAGCCAUCGAUGAGAAUGCUGGCUCCGCUGGUGACCUGUUCGUCACGCAUCAAGACGGUUCCGGCUCGUUUGUCAUUGAUUUUGGAGAUGACAGCCGGUACGACGCCGAUCAUGAGCCGAACGUGAGGGACUAUGAACCACACUCGCGGGAUUUCGGACAGUCGUCGGCUGGUGUCAAGGCGUCCAAGGAAGACCGCAAGGCCAAGAAGCGCGAGCGAAAGCGAGAAAAGCGCGUUGAGAAGGAGAAGGUCGCCGCCUCAAUGACCAGCACCGCCGUGACCGGCCGCCCGCCCAUCAAAAGCCACAAGUCCGAGCCGGCCGUUGAGCAGGUCCAACCCGGCCAAUUGGACGACUCGGAGCCGACCAAGAAACGGUCGCUGUUCCGUCCAACUAUCCCAUCUUUGCUCUCGAACACCGUUUUCUCCAGCUGUCCGUCAACCAACCAGAAUGCGCCUGCAAGCCCGUCGAAUCCCUACGGCCUUCGCCGCACGCAUUCUCUACCCUCUUUCACCAACCGCCCUCCCCCUCCCGGCAAUGCGGUUCAGUUUGCACGGGGCGCCUCGCGCGUGCCCACCGUCGUGACCACUACCACCGUCGAAGCCACCCCCGAGCAUCCGGAGCCCGAGAUGUCACGGACGGCCGCGGUGGUCAUGCUCCUGGUGUCGACUGGUCUUGUCGCCGUGUGUGCGGAAUUCUUGGUCGACGCCAUUCCCACCAUGGUCCAGAGUUCCUCCGUCAGCGAGGCAUUUAUCGGACUGAUCAUUCUUCCCAUUGUCGGUAACGCAGCCGAGCACGUGACAGCCGUGAGCGUGGCCAUGAAGAACAAGAUGGACCUGUCCAUCGGUGUUUCCGUGGGCAGUAGUAUUCAAAUCGCCAUCUUCGUAACGCCCCUGGUCGUCAUCCUGGGAUGGUGCAUGGACAAGGACAUGUCUCUUUACUUCACGCUAUUCGAGACCAUCUGUCUUUUCGUCACCGCAUUCGUUGUCAACUUCCUGGUCUUGGACGGCCGAAGCAACUACCUGGAAGGAUCUCUGCUCAUCGCGGCUUAUGUGAUUAUCAGCGUUGCUGCGUUUUAUUACCCCGACAGCGCCCAGUCCAGCGCCACAGCCGGGGCGUAGUUGGUCGCAUGAUCGGCUCAUGGGCUCAAUCAACCUGCUUCAGGGGCAUUGAGUCCGACCCGUGAUUGCGCGUAACGAUGCAGAUCAUCUGCCCUACGGCUCCGAGGAGGAGAGACUGAGAAUAUCAAGCGGAGUUUAGCAUUAGUCCAGACUGUAAAUAUUGCUGCCUCGGUUCUUUGAAGCGGAAUAAAGAUUGCUGUGCCGUGUCUUUGCUA
This is a messenger RNA of Aspergillus heteromorphus CBS 117.55, 2514 nucleotides long. RefSeq names its product putative membrane bound cation transporter. Gene Ontology annotation, biological process: intracellular calcium ion homeostasis; calcium ion transmembrane transport. Gene Ontology annotation, molecular function: calcium:proton antiporter activity. The record is from RefSeq and is a predicted model, not a curated record. Gene Ontology annotation, cellular component: fungal-type vacuole membrane. Bases 143 to 2299 code for a protein of 718 amino acids. The transcript has 9 exons. Lineage: Eukaryota; Fungi; Ascomycota; Eurotiomycetes; Eurotiales; Aspergillaceae.